Eruca vesicaria subsp. sativa (arugula) is the source of this 887-nucleotide messenger RNA. The record is from the annotation of a GenBank genome assembly. Lineage: Eukaryota; Viridiplantae; Streptophyta; Magnoliopsida; Brassicales; Brassicaceae.
CUUAAACAUAUUGUGCUGUUUAAAAAAAAAAAUAUAUAUUCUCUCUCUGUCUCGCGAUGGAAGCUCAACACCUUCAUGGCAAACCCCAAGCUGAAGGAGAAUGGUCCACAGGCUUCUGCGAUUGCUUCUCCGACUGCAAAAACUGUUGUAUCACAUGCUGGUGUCCAUGUAUUACAUUUGGCCAAGUCGCUGAGAUUGUAGAUCAAGGAUCAACCACGUGUGGUACGGCAGGAGCAUUAUACGCGUUAAUAAGCUUUUUCACGGGCUGUGGAUGUAUCUACUCAUGUUUCUAUCGUGGAAAGAUGAGAGCUCAAUACAAUAUUAGAGGCGAUGAUUGUGGAGACUGCCUUAAACAUUUCUGCUGCGAGGUCUGUGCUCUCACCCAACAAUACCGUGAACUCCAGAACCGCGGUUUCAAUAUGGAUCUUGGUAUUGGUUUCUUUUAUACCUUUUUCUUUUGUUGGGUUGUGAUUGGUUUGUUUAUCGUAUUGCUUACAAGUUAAUUGGUAUUUUAGGAUGGGCUGGGAACGUACAGAGGCAGCAGAACCAAGGCGUGGCGAUGGGUGUUCCUAGUGCUCCAGUCUUCCAAGGCGGCAUGACCCGCUAAUAUUUAUUCCUUUAUAUGUAAUUCAUUUUAGUCAAUUCAAUAAAACGAGGUCUAGUCCUCUUCGUGUGUGUUGUGUAAUGUGUUUGUUAUAAAGUGCUUUGUAAAAAAAAAGUGUUUGUUACGAAAAUGGUUGUAUCUAUUUGUAUAAUAUUCGGUCUAAGGAUAUGCUAGUUGGAGUAGUCAAUUUGCCUGUCAUUAUAUAGACGUCUUUGACUUGGCUUGGUCGAGAUUGGAUAGUAAACUAAUGUUUAACUCUAGCUAAAUAAAAGUCUCAUCAUUU